AUGGAGUACUACUACUAUCACAUUCUACUGGCUUUUGUCCCUCUCGUCGUGUACUACUACUACCUCAUAAAAUCAUGGUUCCGCGGUCAUCGGCUCCCGCCGGGCCCAUGGCAACUUCCCGUCAUCGGUAGCCUCCACCACCUCCGCGGCGACGUCCCACACCGCAGGAUGCGCGACCUGUCCCGCCGCCAUGGGCCUGUGAUGUUCCUCAAACUGGGAGGGAUCCCGGUUGUGGUCGCCUCAUCCCGCGAAGCCGCGGAGGAUGUGCUGAGCACCAACGACGCCGUGCUGGCUUCCAGGCCGCAGACUCCAACGGUGAAGGUCCUGACAAGGCAAGGGCACGACAUCGUGCUGGCCAAACAAGGGGAGCACUGGCGGCAGUUGCGCAAGAUCUGCGUGCACGAGCUUCUCAGUGCCAGCCGCGUCCGGUCCUUCCGGCCCAUCCGUGAGCAGGAAGCCAUGCGGCUCGUCCAGGCCGUGGCGGCCUCGUCGGCGGGUGCGAACCUCGACGAGCUGCUCGCCGCGCAUGUCAACAACGUGACUGUGCGCGCAGUCAUGGGUGACGGCGAGGUGGAUGACCGGGAAACGUUGCUGCGUCUCACCGCCAAAGCCAUUGAGUUGGUCGGGAGCUUCCACCUGGCCGACAUGUUUCCAUCGUCGUGGAUAGCACGUGCUCUGAGCUCCCGGGCCAUGCACAGGGUGGAGCUGUACGUGGAGGAGCUAUUUACAUUCAUGGAUGUCAUCAUAAGUCAACACCUGGAGAGAAGAAGAAGCUCGGCGCAUGUGGAGGAAGAAGACCUCAUAGAUGUCCUCUUGAGGAUUCGUGAGGAAAGCAGCCUUGGGUUCCCUAUUUCCAUGGCUACAAUCAAGGGCGUUCUCUUUGAUGUUUUAGCAGCGGGGAGCGAAACUCCGGCGUCGGUGCUCCUGUGGGCCAUGGCAGAGCUGAUGAGGAACCCGGCCAUCAUGUCUAGGGCACAAUCUGAGGUAAGAGAGGCCUUCAUGGAGCAAAGGAAAGUAACCGAGGAUGGCCUAGGAAAACUGAGCUACUUGCAAAGUGUGAUCAAAGAGACGUUGAGGAUGCACACUCCUGGACCAUUGGCGCUGCCAAGGGAGAGCCAGGAAGCAUGCCGCAUCAUGGGGUAUGAUGUGCCCAAGGGGACAAUGGUCCUUGUGAAUGCAUGGGCAAUCUCAAGAGACCCGGAGCAGUGGGACGAGCCAGAGGUGUUCAAGCCAGACAGAUUUGUGACCGACAGGAGGGAUUUCAGAGGACGCGACUACGAGUUCACGCCGUUUGGUGCCGGACGACGGAUCUGCCCUGGAAUGCUGUUCAGCGCUGCCAGUAUGUAUCUGGCUCUCGCGCAUCUCCUUUUCUAUUUUGACUGGGAUCUCAUGGAGGACACGACCGCUGCUGAACUGGACAUGACCGAAACUAUGGGAAUGACCGCUAGGAGGAAAGCACAACUUUGGCUAAAGCCAACACUUCACGCUUCUUUUGAUUUCAAGAUGAACUAA
This is a messenger RNA of Triticum aestivum (bread wheat), 1512 nucleotides long. RefSeq names its product desmethyl-deoxy-podophyllotoxin synthase-like. The transcript has 2 exons. Gene Ontology annotation, molecular function: heme binding; iron ion binding; monooxygenase activity. NCBI's taxonomy places the organism in Eukaryota, Viridiplantae, Streptophyta, Magnoliopsida, Poales, Poaceae. The coding region runs from base 1 to 1512 and encodes 503 amino acids. The record is from RefSeq and is a predicted model, not a curated record.